AUGUCCGGAGUUUUCACCAAAAAGGUCUGCUGUUUUAGGCAUUUUGCAUCAGUUUGCAUCGACACAACGCAAUUCGGCAUAGCUGUCGUGUUCCUUUUGCUUUCCGCGAAAAACAUCCACGAUUUCAUCAAUGCAUUCUUCGGUGCUGAAAUUUCAUUUUGUUAUAUAAUACUGGUAGUUGGCGCUUGCUUGCUUCCCGUAACUUUCCUGAAAUCACCUCAGGAUUUCUGGUGGGCUGUUGUGCUAGCAAUGGUAACAACGACGUGUGCGCUGUUCUUGGUCAUGAUCGGUGCCGUACUGGAUUAUCCAACAUGUGCGCCAGUUCGUGGUACCAAUCAGAAAUUCGUGGCUUCGAACUACUUAAUGGCACUUGGUACUUACUUGUUUGCCUAUGGUGGCCAUUCCGCGUUUCCAACCAUCUUGCACGAUAUGGAAAAACCAUACCACUUCACACGCUCCGCUAUUUUCGCCUUCGCUGGUAAUAUAUUCAGGCAGUCGAGCAACAUUUCUGUUACAGUUUAA
This is a messenger RNA of Gongylonema pulchrum, 522 nucleotides long. NCBI's taxonomy places the organism in Eukaryota, Metazoa, Nematoda, Chromadorea, Rhabditida, Gongylonematidae. The record is from the annotation of a GenBank genome assembly.